This is a messenger RNA of Fundulus heteroclitus (mummichog), 1679 nucleotides long. RefSeq lists its product as uncharacterized. Bases 1 to 687 code for a protein of 228 amino acids. The transcript is spliced from 6 exons. Gene Ontology annotation, biological process: interleukin-15-mediated signaling pathway; T cell activation; positive regulation of ERK1 and ERK2 cascade. Gene Ontology annotation, molecular function: MHC class II protein binding; protein tyrosine kinase binding. NCBI's taxonomy places the organism in Eukaryota, Metazoa, Chordata, Actinopteri, Cyprinodontiformes, Fundulidae. The record is from RefSeq and is a predicted model, not a curated record. Gene Ontology annotation, cellular component: external side of plasma membrane; membrane raft.
AUGGAGCGUCAACAUGAAGUUCAUGGAGGAAAAGUUCAGAGUUCAGCUCGAGCUACCAGGCUGAGGUUGGACAAUAAAUGCUCUCUGAUCAUCAACAACAUCACUGCUGAGGAUGCUGGACGUUACACCUGUCAGCUUUGGGAUGGAGGACGCUUUGACACAGAUGUGUAUUUAAACAUGAUGAGCAUCUCUCCAUCUCCACCAGGUGCUGAUCCAACAAAGGAUGGAGAUUUCACAUUACAGUGUUCUCUGGUCAGUGACAGAGGGUUGGGUCCUUGUCCAGAGAAGAGCCUCCUCUGGGUGGAUGAGACAGGAAGUGAGCUGCUUGGUGAAGGUGUUGGGUUCAAGUCUGGAGGACAGACUGGCUGUGAUUCUAAUCUCACUGUGAAGCUUCAGAGCAGCAGCAACAGAAGAUACACCUGCCAGUUUGUUGAGGGAAACACAGUGAAGAUAGAAGCUCACUACACACCUGAGAUUGAAGCUUCCACUGACUGGUCUCCUCUGAGCUUCAUCAUGAUGACUCUGAGGAUCACAGCACUGAUCCUGAUGGUUGGAAUCACUGUUGGUAUCAUCAGAACCAGAGGAAGCAAAAAGCCACAGAAAGACAUUAAUGUUCAUGAUGCUGUUGAUGACGACCCAGUGGACUAUGAAAAUGAUGAAGAACGUUCUGCUGCCACACUCAGCUGACCUUCAUCACAUCAAUUACAGAACAGGAAGAAUAAAGUCUCCACAGGCGACAGUCUCACCAGCAGAGCAUUCUGGGAGUUGUAGUAUAAGCUGUGAAUGGUCUUUCUACCAGUGAACCGGCUCUAAUAGAACCUGUAAAUUAUCUCAUGGUCAUAUUUGUCCUGCAGGCCUGAGUCUGACCCCUCUGCUGUCAGGGGUCCAUUUUGACCUGUUUGGAUUCUGUUCUGACUCGGUUUAACUGCUCUGUCUGCAGAGUCUCAGAGCUGCUGGCUGUUAGUGGACUGACUGCAGCUCAUUAGCAGACGUCACAGUUCCUCUUUGACGGCUCAUGCUAAGGAAAUUACAUCAUGUUGAACAUAAAAAUAUAAACUAUAAAUAAAACUGUUUAAUGCUCUUCACAAUCAGACCCUUCAGCUGAAACAUGGCUCACUUUAGUUGAUCUGAGUGUUACAAUGUAAAUGAAUUAAAUGUAGUUUAAAUGCCUUUUUCCUACUAAACUUUGUGCAACUAGUUCCUUCUGUUUGUGGUUUUCUGUCAGUUUCUAAAAACACAAAAUGACAGAACACGUGGUGGGUGUUGGUGUGAAGUUAUUUUCAUCCAUUAAUUCAGCAGAAAAGAGGAAAUAACAUCAGUUCUUUCAGAUGUGCAGCAGAGAAAAGUCUCUCAGUGUUCAGCAGCUGAUAGAAGGACAGGAGAUGUUGGUUCUGGAACUGGUUCUGAUCGUUGUGCUUCAGUUUGAAGGCACCAGAGGAGGAGAACUUUAUCACAGACCUGGAGAUGAUGUUGUUCUACCUUGUAACAGUCCUGCAUCUUCUUACUCAUGCUCCAUUGUUAACUGUUACAUCAGAGAUCCAAGCUCAUUCUCUCUGCUUGAGGUUCAGGAUGGAAAUGUUUUUAGAGUUCACCUCGAGCUGCCAGGUUAAAUGUGGACAGUAAAUGCUCUCUGAUCAUCAACAACAUCACUGCUGAGGAUGCUGGAGCGUACAUGUUUC